Molecule: messenger RNA, 1101 nt
Organism: Phytophthora nicotianae INRA-310
Lineage: Eukaryota; Oomycota; Peronosporomycetes; Peronosporales; Peronosporaceae
Product: TIGR01459 family HAD hydrolase
Exons: 2
Coding region: 73-1014 (313 amino acids)
Cellular component (GO): chloroplast
Molecular function (GO): phosphatase activity
Source: RefSeq, a predicted model, not a curated record
UACCGUGAGCCACAUCUGCUAAGCUAAUUCAAGUGUAAAACGUGUGGUCUGAAUUGCAAUCGUCGCGCAAAGAUGACAAAGAUAGUCAAAGGUUUGUCCCAAGCUCUCGCCAAGUACGACGUGGUGCUCGUGGACCAGUACGGCGUGCUCCACAAUGGCACACAACCGAUGAUCGGAGCUGUCGACUGCUUCAACCGUAUGAUCGAAGCAGGAAAGCGAGUGGUGCUUGUAUCUAACACAGCCAAUCGAUCCUCCGGACUACUCACCAAGCUUGGUGCGAUGGGGUUCUCCACUGAUUUCCUGGGCGUCACUGGCGGAGACGUGUGUCACGAGUACAUUAGAGAGCGACUUAGUACACACACGCGCUGCUCAGUCAUGGCUCACGAUUUGGACAAAAUGGUCUCGAAAACAAACCUGGAGUCGAUUCUAAAUGGCUUGGACGUGGAGAUUGUGGGUCUAGAAAAAGCUCAGUUCCUCAUGGUGGAGGGCGUCCAGCAAGUCUGUUACAGCGACAAAGUGGAUGACGCUAUGGCUACAGACUACCGCCAUACUAACACACCCAAUGACGCUAUCAACGAGUUCCUAAGAGGAGGGUUGGAGCGUAAACUCCCGUUGUUGUGUCCGAAUUCGGACGCUGUGGGAGUCGUGGAGAACGAUCGCUUCGUGUACAUGGGCGGCGGUAUCGCUAAGCUGUACGAACAAAUGGGCGGUGAGGUGGUUUACUUCGGCAAACCGACGAAAGAGCACUUUGAAGUGUGUUUGAGACUGGCAAAUGUGACCGACAAGUCGAAGGUCGUGCACAUUGGCGACUCACUGCAUCAUGACGUCCAAGGCGCGAAAAAUAUCGGAGUGGACAGUAUCUUCAUCGCGGGAGGCGUCCACGCCAAACAACUUGAAGUGGACGCUUGGAGUGAUGCUGAAGAGGAUUUAUGCAUUAAACCAGAGUUGCUGGACAGACUACUAGCCGAGACGCAGCUAGAUCCAACGUAUACUGCAACUCGCUUCCAAUGGUGAAGCCAUGUUUAAUGCAGCCAUUUUCAUCACAUUAGAAACGUUUCUAUCUUCGUCAGCCAAUCAAUCCUUCCCAGCUCUUCCAACCAG